Molecule: messenger RNA, 264 nt
Organism: Yarrowia lipolytica CLIB122
Lineage: Eukaryota; Fungi; Ascomycota; Dipodascomycetes; Dipodascales
Source: RefSeq, a predicted model, not a curated record
AUGUCCGCAGCACUCCGAGAAAUCCGAUUCCACCUGUGCCAGAACGGCUCCUCGUCGGCUCCCCUGCGACAGUUUGUCAAGAACCAGAUUGGUGCCUUCCAGAAGGCCAACCCUUCCACCAAGGUGCUGGUUCGAGAGGCCAACGGAGUCAAGCCCAUUGUUUUUGCCCGGUUUGACCACGGCCAUGAGUCCAAGAUUGGUCUCGACGUGUCUUCCGAGAAGGAGGUCGCCGAGCGAGUCAAGUCUCUGAUCGAGGCUAAGUAG